This is a messenger RNA of Carya illinoinensis, 873 nucleotides long. RefSeq names its product xyloglucan endotransglucosylase/hydrolase 2-like. Bases 1 to 873 code for a protein of 290 amino acids. Gene Ontology annotation, cellular component: cell wall; apoplast. The record is from RefSeq and is a predicted model, not a curated record. NCBI's taxonomy places the organism in Eukaryota, Viridiplantae, Streptophyta, Magnoliopsida, Fagales, Juglandaceae. The transcript has 4 exons. Gene Ontology annotation, molecular function: hydrolase activity, hydrolyzing O-glycosyl compounds; xyloglucan:xyloglucosyl transferase activity. Gene Ontology annotation, biological process: xyloglucan metabolic process; cell wall biogenesis.
AUGAUCUCCAAUCGUUCUAGUAUUCGAUGGAUGUUGUUGCUUUCUGUCUUUGUGAGUUCUUUCAUGGGAUCUUUUGCUGGUACUUUUUAUGACCAUUUUGACAUAACAUGGGGUGAUCAUCGUGCUAAGAUACUCGACGAAGGUAACCUUCUCACACUUACUCUGGACCAGGUAUCUGGCUCCGGCUUUCAAUCCAAAAGAGAAUACCUAUUUGGAAGGAUGGACAUGCAGCUCAAGCUCGUCUCCGGCAACUCUGCUGGCACUGUCACGGCUUACUAUUUAUCUUCAGAAGGGCCAAACCAUGACGAGAUUGAUUUUGAAUUCUUGGGGAACCUGAGUGGAGAGCCGUAUAUCGUUCAUACCAAUGUGUACACGCAAGGGAAAGGGAACAGAGAGCAACAGUUCUACCUCUGGUUCGACCCAACAAAAGAUUUUCACACCUAUUCCAUUGUAUGGAAUCCGCAACGUAUCAUUUUCUUAGUAGAUGACAUCCCCAUAAGAGUAUUCAACAACGAAGAAUCCAUCGGUGUUCCCUUCCCAAAGAGACAGCCCAUGAAGCUAUACUCGAGCCUCUGGAAUGCAGAACAAUGGGCAACCAGAGGUGGGCUCGUGAAAACUGAUUGGUCUAAGGCUCCUUUCACUGCCUGCUAUCGCCACUUCAAUGCCGAGGCCUGCUUCUGGUCCCAAGGUAAUUCCUCGUCUUGUGCUUCCGAUUCCGUCUCAAACAGUGGUUGGCAAACGCUAGGGCUCGAUGCGAGUGGGCGAAGAAGACUCAGAUGGGUGCAAAAAUACUACAUGAUUUACAACUAUUGUACCAACUUCAAGCGAUUUCCUCAGGGUUUCCCACGAGAGUGUCGUCGGCACGUUUAUUAG